AGUAACAGGGUACCAGAACCCGGAACGGAGGCGAAUUCUCACGUGACUGUGCUUGCAACCACACACACACACACGAAACACAGCAGAGUCCGGAAGGAAGGGCAGCGUUUGAAUGAUUGAAGGAACUGCAGUCUUAUCAAUUUUUGACGGUUGCCACAAGGAAGCCCCAACUGCCACCAAAAGCUAAAUCCUAAGGACAUUUCUUCCCCGUGACAAAACAUAACCUCUGUUUUGUGUAUGAGUGUUCACCACUCAGGACGCAGGCUCUGAGAACAAAAACUCACCACUUGAAUCUGGUGACUCGCUCAGUUUCCUAGAAACACUAUUUUGGAUUUGUGAUCAGAACCUACACACACUCGUCAAGAUGGCCACCAGUCGAAAAAUCAAGAAUGUCAUCUACAACUAUAACGACUCUCAGAAGAAAGUACGGGACGCCACGUCCAACGAUCCGUGGGGUCCCUCAAGCACAACAAUGUCAGAAAUUGCCGACCUGACGUACAAUGUUGUUGCGUUCACGGAUAUUAUGGAGAUGAUUUGGAGACGCAUAAACGAUAAAGGGAAGAACUGGCGGCACGUCUAUAAAUCCCUGGUGUUGCUGGAGUACAUCAUCAAGACGGGGUCGGAGCGCGUCGCGCAGCACAGCAAAGAGAAGAUCGUGGACAUCAACACGCUGAAGGAUUUCACCUUUUACGACACCAGUAACGUCGACGUGGGACGCAACGUGCGAGAGAAGUCGAAGCACAUCGUGGGGCUGUUGCAGGAUGAGGAGAGAUUGAAGAACGAAAGAGUGCAAGCGUUGAAGGCUAAGGAGAGAUUCGCACAGGCAUCUCAAGGAUUCGGGAGCACCACAAAGGCUGAGACAGCUGCUGUUCCAGCAACAACAACACCGGGUAGCAUUGAGCAAGGUGCCGAUCCAGCGGCCUCCGACACCCCACCAGCAACGAGGACGUUGACCUCUGACAUUGAACAGGCACGCCCCCAGACCUCCAACGAGGAGGAGCUCCAGCUGCAGCUGGCCCUAGCGAUGAGCAAAGAGGAGGCGGACCAGCAGAGGCAAGAGCAGAAGAACGAGAGAAUACGACUUGAGAUGGCCAUCAAUGAAAGUCUAGACGAGAACACUGAUUCCCCACCAAACCAGCGAGCUAACGACCCAUGGGCACCAACUGUCAACCCAGUUGCAGCACCUCCUCUUCAGAAUGAUCCUUGGGCUGUCCUGGCUGCCCCGCCCCCUGCACCGGCCCCAGUCCCUGCCCCAGCUGCCGACCCAUGGGCCCCCGCGAUGCCAACAGUUCAACCAGCUGUCGAUCCCUGGGGUAGCCCAGCAAGCGUUCCAACCGCCAUGCCCCUACAGAAUGAUCCAUGGGCAGCUGGUCAAGGCAUCCCGCCCAACGAUGUGGAUUCCGAUUUUGACCUGCUUCGUUCCAACACCGCUAACAAUGCCGCUGUCCCACCAAGUAGUAAUGGUAAUCUGUUUGGCAGUGCGCCAAUGAUGCAGCAGCAGAACACCAUCACAGCAAGCGGGGUCUUUGAUAUGACCGGAAUGCAACAGUCGAUACAGCAGCAGUCCUUAGAGCAGCAGAAGAAGGCGGCCACCAAACCGGAAGAUUUUCUCGGUGUGAAUUCGAGCCUAGUCAACUUGGAUUCCCUGGUCGGCCCGCCCAAGCCAGCCCAGCUCUUACCGCAGGCGCCAAAUCCAUUCCUGGGCUCGGGAAUGCCAGCCGGCUCGGGAAUGUCCAUGAGCUCGGCAAUCUCGACAGGCCCAGCUGCCCAACAACACCAGAACCCGUUCCAACAGCAGCGCCAACCCGCCCCAACGAUCAACCAGAUGAGGGCGGAGCCUAUGAUGGGCAUGCAGCAAGAGGUAAACUAUGGGGCAGGUGCGGGCUUCUCUGCUAAUAUGGGCGGGGCUGGGAUCAGUCUGCCGCCACCGCUGAUCCCGUUGAGUGGAGGAGGUGCCCCCCAGAGUCAUAUGCAGCCUCAGCAAGCUAACAACCCAUUCCUUCUCUAGGACAUCUCGGCAUCACAGGUUGAAUCACCUGCAAUCUUCUUAGCAUGUGGCGUCUUUGCUGCAGUCGUGUGAAGCGGCAGAUGGGAAAGGUGGUCUUAAGUUCAUAGAGCUGCUUAACAAACAUCAAAACCGGCAAAGUGCUGCAAAAUUAUGCUCACCAGAAUAAGGUUACCAACCAAACUACCAUGUGUGAAUGCACAAUCUGUGACUGGUAUUCUGCUCAUUUUUGCUUGGCAGGAAAUUGCUAAGUAAUAUUUUCAGCUUAGGCAACUCAAUGAAAUAGACUGAUCAGUUAAGCUCCGCCCCAUUACGUAUUGACCAAUCACAACCUAUUGCACGAUGUAUUUGGCCCUGGUCUUAAUUUCAUGGAGCUGCUUUUAAGCACAACAAAGUUGCUAAGCACAAACAUGCUUACUAGAGUUAGUUUACCAGCCAAAAUACCAUGCUACAGUGCUGUCUGUAACUGAUAUCCUGCUAAUUUUUGCUUAGCAGAAAGUUGUUUGUAAGCAGUUCUAUGAAACUAGACCCUGUGAACAAGCAGCGCAGAAAUCUCCUACAAAGAACGGAUGCAAGGCCGUCAGUGUUUAAAUGUGCUGUGACCAAAAUGUAUUUUGAUGUCAAUUCAGUUCAAAUCUAAAAGUUGGUAAACAAGUUUUAGUGACAAGGUUUUAUGUGUAUUUUAAAAAGGCAUUUAAAGUAUUUGAAAAAAAAGACAAGAGUGAAAGGCCUGUUGAGAAAUGAAGCAGUCAAAAUGUUGUUUCGCAAUAUAAUAUUAAUCUAUUAAUUUUGCCAGUAGUGUAUACUUUUUGUCACUGUUACGAUGAACAAAAUUUACAUGUGAUUUUCACUAAUUCUUAUCUUGAGUGAAUAGAAAGUUGAUUCAAUUCGUUGACAAUAUUUAAAUAUCUGCGAAGUAACAUUCAAAGGCCUGUGUUGCUAAAACAAAAAAAGGUCCGGGUGAACGGUGGGCCUCAGACCAAAUAGAAAAAUUAAAAAAUUGUAAUAUUUUCACAAUAACAUUUCAUUGCAACUCCUUUUAGUAAUAAGUGCUGGGAGGUGCUUGCAGGUUUGUCGGCCAAGCAGCACCACCCCCUUUUAAAUCUGUGCCCAAAUUCACGAUUAAGCUUUUUAGAGUACCUUGCACUAAGGCAGUUUACAGGCGACCAGUUCCAGGCAAUCUCCCAAGAAGAAAGUUCAUUUACAUUUCAGUUUUUCUUGAGGAUGUUCAGAUUAUUUUUAUAUGUUGUGUACAGUUUUAGGUGUGCAAUAUUCAGGAAAUAACACAGCUGCCUUGGAACUUGGAAAACGUUUCCUAUUUUACACAAAAUUGGUUUAUUUAUUUGGGGUCUGAGUAAAUAAAUUCAUGUAGAAAAACACUAACCCAAUUCACAAAGCAGGGCUGAAUUGAAACAAAAAAUCCCCAUAGACCACGGGGCCCAAUUUCAUAAAGAUGUUUAACAGAAAUACUGCUUAGCAGUUUUAUGACAGACUCUUCUGCAUUUGGAAGGCCCAACUUCCUUUUUGUGGUUGCUAACAGAACAUAAUUUUCAUAUUGGAAUAUUGAGUAGGUUUCUUGCACCUUUAUAAUGCCUGUUACUGAACGAUAACUUAUUGACUUGUUUUUCAGUCCAUACUGCUUGAUGUAAAAUGAAUACUCUUGUUUUCUUGAUAUUUUGGUGCAACUUGCUAAAUUCCUUUAAUCGAAUGAAUCCACUUAAUCAAUACAACUUAUGCGAGUUAUGAAGAAGAAAAAAAUGUGUUCAUUACCAAAUCCCCCAUAAAAGUUUACCCAUUGUCUGCAAUUAUGUUGAAACAAAAAGGUUGGAAUAAUGUACCAGCUUUCAAACUAUUUAUAAUUCUCUCUUUGUUGCUGUAAAUCAUUGCAACAAAUCGAUACCACUGAUACUGCCCUUUAUGAAUUACAUAAGCAUAAACUGUGGUUUCAGUGGGGCUAUUGUUACAUACUGCAUAAUAAUAGUCUGGUUCCUUACAUGUACUUUAGUUGUACUCACUAAAAGGGAACCAGACAAAAUGGCUGCAGCCAAGUCAAAGCGACACAUUACAUAUAAAUUUGAGUUAUUUACAUUUUGUUUGUGUUUUUUCUUUGUCAUAAAGUUUAGGUGUAGUUAAAUACAAACAAGUAUUUGAUAAAAUCGGAACAAAAUCGAUGAAGUGAGAGUAUGAAGGUAAAGUACGUUUUAUGCUUUAAACAUCUACAUUAUGAUAAGUAAUAAUUUAAAACAUUUACAUGUAGUAUACAACAAAUGACAUUGAUUGGAUAAAUCUUCUUUAUUAAUCAAAAAUCAAAUCUUUGUGUCAAAACUUCUGUCGGUGAUUUUAUUUUAAAUUAUAAAUGUAUACAUGGGUACAGUGUAUUGUUCAGCUUUCUUGUAAAUGGAUUGUUCAAGUGUUAGAAAGUAUAGCUUAGUAAAAGUUUACUGUUAACUUGAGAAUAUUUUUUUAUACUAAACCUGACAAAUAUGCAUUUAUUGAAUAUUUUUCUUCUUCUUUUGCUUCAACUUUAUUUUUUAGUAGACAAUAUGUAAUUAGACUUAAUGAGUGCUAUAAUAUAAUGUAUAAGUACUAAAUUAUGAAUGAUUUGGUAUGAGUAAUGAUUUAAAUGAAAAAAAAAGAGUUUUUUAAUGAAAUGCAUUGUUUAGAAAUUGAAUUUGUAAAAGUAAUGGUCGUUGUACAUAGAGUUGGUAUAAUGUAGUUGUGUAGUUGUAUACUAGCUAUUGUUAUUUGUAAACCAUCAACAACAGCUGUAGUGUUUACUUUGGUGGUUGUUGUUGUUGUUGUUGUUGUUAUUCUUUUUAAAUACCGCUAAGCAACUGUGACAUCACAUCAUAACAAAAGAUUGCCAAUCGAGAAUUUUGAUUUUCAUAAAUCCACUGUCAACUAAGUUAAAAUGCAACAACUGAAGAAAAGCACUGACUAUUUCACAUAGCUGCUUACGAAUGUGCUAAGCAUAAAACUAUCCUUGCAGCAAAAGGAGUUACCAGCCAAAUAACAAUAUUUGUUGAACGUUGAUUGUGAUUGGUACCCCUAAAAGCCUCAAAAUAAAAUGUGAUAUUAACACAGUAACUAUGACAACAGCCCAAUGCAUGAAGGUAUAUUUUGUGGAAGCCAUAUUAUUUUUUGGUUGGGGAGGGGGGGGGGGGCGUUGUUGUUAAUUACCUCAAUAUAUAAUCGUCAAGAGUACUUUUUCUUAUUUCUUUCUAUUUUGUGUGUGUUCACAACCGUGAAACGUACAGAGAUUUGAGGUUCUUUUGUUCUGAAUCGUAGAAAAUUUGAAGAAAAGAAAAUGUUUAAAAAAUAAUCACAAUAUACGGACCUCUCUUUAACAUUGCAUGAAUUAUUGUUAACCCAAAUGUCAGCUCAUGCCAUGGCGAACUAUGACGUGCCAUGACGUCACCACUUUCGCUCUUGAACCCGAUUCUUAUUUGAAAUGUUUUAUACAGGACUGGUAGAACCAUGGAGGAUGGUAGAACUGACAAAAUAUUCACGGCAAGUGUUCAUUCUUCGUUUGAUCAAUACGCAGUAACGCAAUAGUAUAAUACACUUGUGAAAACUUAAGCUGAAUCAGUUGUGUCAGUCAGAAAGAAAACAAUGUAAAAAACCAAGCACAUUUUUCAUUCAUUGUGUAAACACAAAAAUAAAUGUCAUUCAUUUGGGGUUGUAACACCGAAAUCAGUUAUUGCGGUUUUUAUUUUAUUUUUGGUUUUCAGAUACAAUUUUUUCGAAUUUGACUUUAUUUCAGAGGGAAAUAUUUCGCAGGGAAAUUUUGUUUUAGUAUGAACUUCAUAAUAUGUAAGCUUAUACAGACUGAAAAUUAAAGUUUUGUUGAUCCUUACCAAUCCUGUAUAAUACCUUUUCACUUGUUACGGUGACCAGACCCCUGUAGUUUCAUAUUUCCAGAAAGAUACAUCAAUACAAAAUAAUACCAAACUUCAUUUCUAAAACAAAACCUCACUUGUCGUAAUCUCAUAUAUUCAUUGUGCAUAUUAAUUAUUGUUGUAUUAUAAACUAAUCUUUAUUAUCGCUACGCUGUAUUAUAUAAACAAAAGCCUUCACUGGGAGAUUAUGAUUGAUUUGUGUCAUUUGUGAACUUAUUAAAUGUACGUAUAUUACGUGUAUUACGAACAUACGUCACAAUAAAGUCACAAUAAACGUUA
This is a messenger RNA of Asterias rubens (European starfish), 6183 nucleotides long. Its product is annotated as epsin-1-like. Gene Ontology annotation, molecular function: clathrin binding; phospholipid binding. Gene Ontology annotation, cellular component: plasma membrane; clathrin vesicle coat; endosome. The record is from RefSeq and is a predicted model, not a curated record. The coding region runs from base 365 to 2008 and encodes 547 amino acids. Gene Ontology annotation, biological process: endocytosis. Lineage: Eukaryota; Metazoa; Echinodermata; Asteroidea; Forcipulatida; Asteriidae. The transcript is spliced from 6 exons.